CCCCUGUCUUUCCUGCAAAAGCCCGCGCUCUUUCAUUGUUGUGUUUGCGCUGGAGAACAGCGCAACGUGUUGCAUGAGUUCUCGGUACUGAACAGGUGUUGAGGAGAAACUUGAACAUGGCAGUAGUCAUACGGCUUCACGGGCUAAACAUAGAGGCAGGAUCUGAAGAUAUACGUAGAUUCUUCGAUGGAUUACAAAUCCCAGGAGGAGGUGUAUACAUCACAGGAGGCAGCAGAGGGGAAGCCUUCAUAAUAUUUGCAACAGAAAAAGAUGCUCGACUUGCAAUGCAACGUUCUGGAAGUGUACUCCGAGGAUCUCGGGUAACCCUGUCUCUCAGCUGUAAAGAGGAACUGCAGCACCAGAUGGCAUAUCGUUUAAAAAAAUGCAAAUCUUCAAAAAAGGGCCCAGAAAAAAAAGCGAAAGCAUUAACUGAAGCAAGUACACCUGACCCAGUGGCAGCAUUAUUACUCGGCUUAUUUACAGCCAUUGGAAGCCUGCAGGCAAAGCAGUUGGGAUUGAACAUGGCACCACAGCCAAUGAAGAAUGUGGAGUGUAAGCCUGACCAUAUUACUACCUCCAAGGAGCAGCUAAAGAGAAGGAGGUCAACGUCUCGCAUGAACACCCAUUACUUAAGGCUGUACGGACUGCCAGAAUUGAUCACCAGGCAAGAUAUUGACCAUUUUUUCGAAGGACUCCAGGUUGAAGACGUUAUUACCAAUGUCCAGAUUGGCCGAUGUUAUGGCUGCCUGGUGAAAUUCACUAGAGAGCAGGAUGCUUUAGAAGGGCUAAAGUUAAACCAUCAAAGUAUUGGAUCUUUUUCUGUUGAAGUUAAGGAAGCCUCAUUGGAGAUGUGGGUCAGUGCACUUAAGUAUAAAAAGUCAUUGAAAGAAUGCCAGAGGAAUGAGUCUUCAGCUCCAGUUAAAAGGUAUCCUGAAGGCUGUUUGAGAUCAAGUUCACCGAAGAGGCACCAAUCCUGCACACACUCACCUAGUGAAGAAUUCUGUGUGAAGAUAGAAAAUAUUUCACCGAAAAUGUCAAAGACUGAGAUCAAAGAAUUAUUUGGAUGUUCGUACAUUAAAAAUGAUAAGGUUUUACAUUUACUUGAUCAGCAAGGCUACAGGACUAGCACUGCAUUCAUUAUCUUUGACAACCUUAAAGACUACCAUAUUGCAUUGAAUCUCAAUAGAUGCCAGUUCUCCUCUCAGACUAUAAAAGUCUCAGCAGUCACAAAGGAAAACAUAACGGAGAUGAUCAACAGCAGUAAUCUAAUGACUGAGGUGGACCGAGGCAGCAUUGAAGCACUUAGGCCUGAAAAACCCAGAGGGAGAUUUCACUCACUCAAAACUUGCUUGUAUGUACGAAACCUGCCAGCUGAUGUUCAGAAGGUUGAAGUAAAAGAUUUUUUCUCUGAAUGUGGAGUUUCAGCGGAUCACAUCAACUUGCUGUAUGAUCAGCAGGGUGUGGGAAUUGGCGAGGCACUGGUGAAAUUCCAAUCGGAAGAUGUGGCCAAAGUAGCUGAAAGUCGAAACGGGAAUAUCUUCCUGGGAAGCAAUGUGCUUCUGACCCUUAUAACACCGCAGCAAAUGGAGGAUUUGCUGCACAAGAGGCACUGAAGACCACAUGAACAGGAGACAUGCAUCACUACGGGCAGCAUUUCAAUGAGCUGUGAUCAUCUCUACUCAAAGAUUUGUACAUGUACAUGUACAUCUUGCCUGAAGAUGCUUAUUCGGAGGAAUGGUGAAAGAUCUGAAGUGAAGAUUUUGAAACCAUCACUGGCAUUUGAAUUCAUCUUAAGUAGAGCAGUUUAUGGACUGAGUGCAGCAGUUAAAUCAUUGAUGCACUAGAUUUUCCUUCAGUAUUCUGAAAAGUACUGAAAGUGCACGGUUAAGUCAGUGGCAAGUCCUACUGCAUGGGGAGAAGGAUUUAAUGGGGUAAAACUACAAUACACUUUUCUUUCUUUUUCUUUUUUGAAGAGUAGAAAAUGAAGUACUAUGAACCCUCCUUUUACAUGACAAUAGCCUUUACAUUACAUUACUCCCCAAAAGUAAUAGAAUGCUAUACUAGGAAGUGCAUAGCUGAUGACAGCCCAAGGCAGAAGGGAAUUUAAAAGGGCAUUUAAUAUCUUGAAGAAAAUGUUUUUCUUUUUUUGCAUAUACUUUGGAACCUUUCUAAGCAACAUUUCAAUGUUAUAUAAAAGUAGAAUAAACUAACAUUUGUUCAGUUCAGACGUUUCUUUAUUUUC
This is a messenger RNA of Conger conger (European conger), 2242 nucleotides long. RefSeq names its product RNA binding motif protein 12Ba (gene rbm12ba). The transcript has 2 exons. Gene Ontology annotation, molecular function: RNA binding. Gene Ontology annotation, cellular component: ribonucleoprotein complex. The record is from RefSeq and is a predicted model, not a curated record. NCBI's taxonomy places the organism in Eukaryota, Metazoa, Chordata, Actinopteri, Anguilliformes, Congridae. The coding region runs from base 117 to 1613 and encodes 498 amino acids.